GCCGCAUCUCAAUCAGUACCACUGUCAGCGUGCCACAGUUCGGUUCAUGUGAACGACACACACACGCGAAACAUGCUGCUCUAUGUUCUUGUUUAUGUGGCUUUGUGCGGUGGUUGUUUCGGUUACAAACCGACAUGGUACCCGUCUUACGGACAAACUUACCAUCACCCCCAUCACAGCUAUUAUCACCAUUCGCAGGAUUACGACUAUGAUGAGCAUCAUCGCAGGCCGCAGGUUCAUCAAGUCAUUCCUAGCGAUGUUAUGGUAGAUGUUAUUAAUGAUUUGGGCUUAAAAUUAUUAGCAAUUCACAACGAAAACAACGAAGAUAAUAACAUAGCAUUGUCUCCGUAUGGAGCUCUUGGAAUGUUGAUAGUUUUAGGAGAAGGUCUACAAGGAGAAGCCCUUCAUGAGAUCCAACAUGCCGCUCAUUUACCCACUGAUCUAUCAGUUGUUAGGGUUGGACUUAGAGAUAUUCAUCGACACCUUAAGAGUUACUUUAUACCAAAGGAAGGUUUUCUGGCAGGAUUGACAUUAAACCACGACAAUGUGACUCUUAAUUCAAACUACGAGGAUAUUUUAAAAUUCUACGGUUUUGACAUCGGUUCAUUUAACAACGCCUUAUACCCAGACCCUUUAACGACGGAAAAGCCAGAUUCCACAACUCUAAUGAUGGCUAAAGAAGAUGAAAUGUCUACGGAUAUGAGUACCACCACAGAAUCCAUUACAACGGAAUCUAUCGCAAAUUCAAGCCCCAUAAUGACCACUGAAGCUAUGCCUGAAACUACUACUAUUAGUCAAAAACAAACAACGAGAGAACCAAUCGUGGCUGAAAUGGAACCAACUACAACACCUACCACAGAGCUACCAACAUCCACAACCAUGCAAGAAUCGACAAAAGUCAGUGAAACAACUACAGAAAUAUCCCCAUUAACAACUACUACAUUGCCACAGUCAACUACAAUGGAACAAACUACUGCAACCAUGCCAACAGAUAGUACAACUACAGUUGGGGAAAUUACUUCAAAUGUGCCAACUACUUCUGAAGUACCCUCCACUACUUUGACUCCGGAUUCAGUCCCAACAAGCACAACAGAGAUUCCUACAAGUACGUUAGCAGAGUCCACAACUGUUGAAGUUGUAACGGAUGCUACGGAGUUAACGACAACAAAUGAAUCUCCUACAACUGAAGAUGUGGCAUCUGGUCUAAUUAAAGAAAACUUGGUUUUAUUGACAACUCAAAAUCCGGAAAUAGCAACGAGUGAACCACUUGUUACAACUCCAGACUAUUUCGAUAUAACUACUGAAAACUUCUUUACUACGCCACAACCAGUAUUCACAGAUGAAAUCCCAAAUUACCCCAAUUAUUAUGAGAAUUAUGUUGAUUCGAAUACGACCGAUAGAACCCAAAGGAAGGCUAGAUCAGUGGUGGAUUAUCUUAUUGCCAAAUACCACGACAACUCUUACGAUACUCCUUUAUACGACUACCACCACCAACACCGCAGACCUACUUAUAUUCCCGAUGAACCUUUAACCUUUUUAGCGCACGGUAAAUACAGGGAGUCCAAAAUUAAUUUUAUGGUCUACGAUACAGUUCUGCCGUUCUUAUAUGUGCCACAUUUGAAUGCUUUGGCUUUGAGUUUUCCUUUGGAUAAUACCAAGUAUUACUUGCUUCUGUUGUUGCCGUUGGAUCCUCAAGGGAUUGACGAUUUGAUUUGCGAUUUGCGGUUGAAUGGUAGCUUGAAAAAUAUUAUUAAGAAUCUGAAGCUGACCCAUGUUAAGGCUACAAUUCCGAGUUUCACGUUGAAGGGAUUUGUGGUGUUGACUCCAACAUUGCAAAAAUUGGGAAUUAGGAAAGUGUUUGAACCUAGACAUGCAGACUUUUCGCCGAUGACCAACGAGAAGGAAAUUUAUGUAACCAACAUUGAACAAGCUGUAACUGUAACGAUUAGGAAUUAUGUGGAUAUCGGAAAUUUGCCCAACUACCGUAACUUGUAUCAAUUCAAGCCGGUGCAUUUUAAGGCUGAUCAUCCCUUCUUAUAUUUCGUAAUCGACGCUGAUUUGCACGUUGCCUUAAUGGCUGGAAAAAUUGUAAACCCCCUAAAUUCUAGGAUACGAUGAUUGUGAUUUAGUUAAUAUUUAUUAUACUAUUUCUGUAAAUAAAUUUCUUUUUU
Molecule: messenger RNA, 2171 nt
Organism: Aethina tumida (small hive beetle)
Lineage: Eukaryota; Metazoa; Arthropoda; Insecta; Coleoptera; Nitidulidae
Exons: 5
Coding region: 73-2118 (681 amino acids)
Molecular function (GO): serine-type endopeptidase inhibitor activity
Source: RefSeq, a predicted model, not a curated record